AUGGUGAUUUCCACUUCUACUAACGCCAGUACCUAAGCCAUUCCACUUAAGGUUGGACAGGCAUUUAAUAAUUUCUUAAACUUUUAAAAUACAAAACAAAGAAAUUUUUUUUUAUAAAAAAAUAUAAAUAACACAUAACAUGAAUAGAAUUUUAUUUUUUUCAUGUAUAUUUUAAUUAAACAAUUGUGUUUCAUGUGAUUUUUUUUAUAAUAUAUAUUUUUUUUUUCAAGUGUUUAUGGGUAUUUUUGCAACAAGUAUCCUUAAAAAUGCUGCCGAAGAAAUCUUUGCUGCUGAUAUCGUACGGAAUACUAUUAGUCUUGACAGUAUCAAAUGCUUUGAAAGGAUCAAGAACUAAAGUAAAAGUAACAACAACCAGCACAACUACAACUGAGGUACCCGAGGAAGAAGAAGAGAUCAACGAUGGAGACAAUAUUGACGAGGUAUCAACAAUUGCCAACGAAAUAAAUGGUACAACCAAACGCACUCUCACUGGUAUUCCACAAAUUGAUUAUGUUUGGGAUCCUAAUUUGCCAAGAGAAUUGAAUGGAUAUAAUUUAAGUGAAUAUCCAUUUUAUAAUAGUAUUCCAGCAGAUAUUAAAUUUGCGUGUGACGGGCUUCAUGAUGGAUUUUACGCAAGUGUUCCACAUAAAUGCCAGGUGUAUCAUCAUUGUCUUUUUGGAACACGCUACGAUUUUCUAUGCGCAAAUUUUACAGCAUUUGAUCAAAAAAAUUUCAUUUGUCAUUUUGUAUCAGAAGUUGAUUGUGUUAAUUCAAAAAAAUACUGGUAUCGUAAUGAUGUUCUUUAUCAAGCUGCCUCAACAACAACAUCAUCAACAACAACAACGACAACUUUAGCACCAACAACUGUAAAAACACAAGUUACUACACCAACAAAUCAAGUAACAAUAGCAUCAAUGGAAGGCUCACGACCAUAUCGUCGAAGAAGACCUUACAGAAGGCGACCAUCUUAUGAUUAUUAUGAAGAAGAAUAUUACGAUGACGAGUAUGAACAACCAAGAAUGCGUACUAAUUAUGAAAGACGUAAUAAUCAUGAAUAUGAUGAUCGAACUUAUAUGAGGGAACGUGAACGUGAUCAUAAUCGUGAUAGAAAUCAAGAUUUUCAAGAUCGAGAUCGAGACAGAAAUAAUCGAGAUCGUGAUAUUCCCCGAAGAGAGCCAGCAAGAGAUUACAAAGAUUUCGGGUCCAAUGUUCCAAAUGAGAGGUUUUCAAAUCGAAACACUAGGAAAGAAUUUUCAAGCAAUGCUCGACCAAUUAAAGAUUUUGGACGAGCUCCAGUUACAGUCCCAUCACAAGAAAAAAAAAAUGACUACGAUGAAGAGGAACCAAUAGUUGGAAGCUCUGAUUCUUCAAAUAAACCUACAGCUCCAAAUACAUCUGUCUAUUCAAGACCAAGAAUACCAUCAAAAAUACGAAGACCAGUUCCUUUAUCAGAAAAAGACAGAUUUGCAUACAAAACGACUCAACUGUUAUCAUCUGAUACUCGAAAAACAACCACUGAACCAGCAGUUCCAUCAACACCAUCAAUGGAUGAUUAUGAUGAAGAUGGCAUAGAAGAAAUGCCUGUACGUCGACCAAUGAGACAACGAAAACCUUAUCGUGAUCAUGAACGUAAUCAUCGUGAUCGAAUUUAUUCAUCACGUGAUGGAGAACGUGAAGUGCGACCCAGAAGGAUUCAAUACAAUGCAAAAAAUGGUAAUGAAAGAAGUCCCACGGCUUAUUCUGAUCAAUCACGUAAUUAUCCAGAUAUUAUUCAUGGCAACAAUAAUGGAUCUUUAUCUUAUAACGAAGAAGAACUCGAAUUAAUUCCUAAAACUUCUCCAAGUCUUCCUAAUUUUGUAAGAGAAAUUCAAGAACAAGAAAGUGUAGAUCGUUCUUCAGUUUCAACUAAUUUAAACACAUCUUUUGUUAUUCCAAAAUCUCAACAUCUACAAGAUGAAAGAACAACAAAAACAAAAAUUCAACAAAAUCAAUAUAAUAUUAAUAAUAAUAAUGAUAAUUAUAAUAUUAAUAAUUACAAUAAUGAUAAUAAUAAUAGUAAUAAAGAUUGCCCUGAUCAUGAAAAUAACAAUGAUAGCCAUUAUGAUUAUCGUGAUAUCAUCGAGAAUGCAAAACAAUCUCAGGAUAAUAAAAACUCUGAUGAAUCACAAAAUGAGUCACUUAUUUUUGAUGAUCAAUAUGUACAGAGAAAUAAUAAACGAUCAGGUAUUAAAAAAACAUUUCUUCCAUCACGAGGAAGAUACAAUAGUCCAAGAGGUUUAUGCCUUGUAGGUGGAAAAGCAAGUGAACAUGAUAAUUCAAUAUUAUUAGCUAGAAAAAAAAAAGAAUCAACUCCAAAUUAUAUACCUUUUAUUGAAUCACGAUAAAUUUCUUUUUUUAAUUACUAAAGUUUGAUUGUUAAAAUUCUGAUUAAAUAUAUUUUAUAAUUAGAGUGCUGAAUUAAACAUUCUUCAGCAAAAAUAUUGAUAAAAAGUUAUUUUAAAAUUGUAAUGAAAAUUAAAAAUUAAAAAUUUUCAACGUGAAAAUCAAGGAUUAUUUGUGUAAACAAAAAUAAUAUCAGAACAAAAAGUAAAAACCUUGUUCAUCAUUUAUAAACUCAUGUACUUUGAUCAGUCAUAAACGAGAUUUUUUUUUUAUCAAACUUUAAAGUUAUAAUUGGAGGUUUAUUGUUUUACUCCUAUCAAGUGACAAAUUAUUAUGUGAAUGCUAAAAAUAGUCUACGGAAAACCUUGAAGUUUGAUAGAAACUAGUAUAUAAUUCUUCCAGUUAUUUUAUGAAUAUUAUUUUUAUUAUUUUAUAACUUUUUAAACGUCAUUCAAAAUCAAUGAAAAUGUGUAAUCAUGUUGUAAAACGUGUCUAAACGUGAUUAAAUCUAAUAUGUUUUGCUAGACUUAUUAAUUUGUUCUGUACAUAAAUUUCAACAGUUUUGUAGUUACGUUAGAUAAACAAAAAAAAA
Messenger RNA from Aphidius gifuensis, 2974 nucleotides. Its product is annotated as probable serine/threonine-protein kinase clkA. Gene Ontology annotation, molecular function: chitin binding. Bases 267 to 2384 code for a protein of 705 amino acids. NCBI's taxonomy places the organism in Eukaryota, Metazoa, Arthropoda, Insecta, Hymenoptera, Braconidae. The record is from RefSeq and is a predicted model, not a curated record. The transcript is spliced from 8 exons. Gene Ontology annotation, cellular component: extracellular region.